This is a messenger RNA of Linum trigynum, 2407 nucleotides long. NCBI's taxonomy places the organism in Eukaryota, Viridiplantae, Streptophyta, Magnoliopsida, Malpighiales, Linaceae. The record is from the annotation of a GenBank genome assembly.
CUGAGGCGGAUCGCUGACGUGGCAGACACGGGUUAUUCACCGUGUUUGUCUAACGCGGUGAAUACCCCGUGUCUGCCACGUCAGCAACUUCACCGCGUCCUAGAAAAACGGUGAAGCCUUCACCGUUUUAGUUAAAAACGGUGAGGGCAUCACCGUGUUAUAUUAAAACGGUGAGUACUUCACCGUUUUUAACAAAAGCGGUGAAGCCUUCACCGUUUUAGUUUAAAACGGUGAAGUACUCACCGUGUUUGUCAAACGCGGUGAUGACCUUCACCGUUUUAGACAAAAACGGUGAUGCUCAAACAUGUGUAGUUUUGGAAUUUUUUUUAUAACUAAUGUAUUUUGGAAAUUUUUUUUAAAAACUAGUGUACUUUGGGAUUUUUUCCCAUCGCCAUGUCAGCAACCAAAGAAAUAAAAAAUUUGAAAUUCAAUUUUCUUUCUUAUUUCCUUUACCUAAUUAAAAAAACCAGAAAAAAAAUCUGAGAUGGUGAGCUGGCACCGCCUGCUGGCUUUCCUUGUGGGAAUUGUCAUAGCUUCCAAAAUAAUGUGUAGAAGUCUCGAAUAUUCCCUCCGCUGGAGACUUCUCAUAAGCUGCUGUAGUAUGGAAUUGGGGAUCCUAAGAUCUGUGGCUGUAGAAGUUGAUGGACUUGAGCCUCUGCAACAUAGACACCUCCAAAGUUGCUGCUGUUGGUGUUGUUUAUCUUGUUGCUGGUGGUGGUGGUCGUCUUGAUGAUUGCUGGGCUUCCGGGAAGCUAAGCUGGAGGUGAUGGCAAUGGUGUCAUUCAUGAUGUUCAGGAAGAGGAAAAGGAGAGUGGGUGUGCACCAUCUGGUCAUGGAUGCCCAGAUCGAAGAAUGUACAGCGGAUGCUACCGUUUCUUCCAACAUUUCUCAGCUUCUGUUUUGGUUGGAUGUGAGAGAAAAAGGGGCAAAAAAUAGGAAUAGGAACAUAGUGAGAAAAGGGAAAGUGAAGAGUGAGGAUGGAGAGAGAGGGAGAUAUAGAGGAAAGGAAAUCAGUAGGUCGCUGUCCCAAUUGAUUCUGCCGGCUGCUGCCGCCGCCGUCGCGGAAGAGAAAGAAGAACGACGAGUUGCCAACAGAGAAAGGGAAAAGGAAUGGGCGAAAUCCCUAAUUUCUAGAUCCAAGAGGCUGCCCCCGAGCUACCUGUCGCUGCCAUCGGAGAGGAAAUCGAAGUCAAAAUCAUCGUCGACGUCGAUUCUAAACACCAGCUGCGUGUCGGUGGCGGUAGAGGAGUGCGAUUUUGCGGUGGGGCGGAAAGGAGGCGAUGGGUGGUUCAAAGAUUUUUUUCGUUUUUUAAAUUAGGUAAAGGAAAUAAGAAAGAAAAUCCAAUUCCGGAUUUUUUAUUUCACUCGUCCCCUUCAGGGUAAUAUGACAUGGCCACAAAGAAAUCAUUUUUGGUUGCAGCUUCCUUCUCAAGUUCGAUGAAAUUGGUUAGAACUUAGAAGAUCUUAGAAAGGAUAUUGGUAAACAUCCAAAACUACUGCAGAAGUUUAUAGUUCAUCUCAAGUUAGAAAUAAGAAGACAAUUUGGGUAAUCAAUACAUUAUAUAACAAUGGAGGGGGUGCUCUUAAGUAAUCUAUACUUAAUGGUUCAAUUUGGCCACCAUUCGAUUCUUUCGAACUUAAAAUGAUAUCGACAAAGAAAUUUAUUUAACGAUCAAUAACAAUAGGGAAGAAAUUUUAGAGGUACUGUUCACCCGUGGAAAUAACGUGAGACCAUUUUCCUUCUUAAAUCAAGCUAUUCACCAUUCAAGACAAUAAAAGAAACCCAAUUGAAGACUCAAAAUACGAAAAACAAACCACCCAAAGUAUGAAGCAGAGCUAUUCGUCCAGCUUCAGCUAAGUGUAUGGGUAGUUACCCCAUUGAUUAUCCAAUUCAAGGGGUCAUAUCAAAGAAUGAACUAACUAUCUCGGAAAACAACUAAAGCUUACUGUUGCACAAAUGACAGUGGCCAACUGGUCAACAAUAUGCUCACAUACAAUGUGUUUAAGUGAGAACUGAAUUGAAUUAAGCUGAGAUGAUAAUCCAUGAAGUUCCAAACUCGGUUUAGGGAUUUGGAUGCUAUUUCUUUACCUGCCAGAAACCACAAUGCUAACUUAAUAUAAGCAAUAAAUUCCAGUUGCAGAGAUCAUUUCAAUUCCAAAAACGUGCCAACUCAUAAAUAGUAGAAAUCGCAUUCCACUACAAUAAAAAGAUCCAUCCCAUCAAACAUAGAAAAUCCAGCCGAUUAAAAAGAACGAAAUGAAAACAAAAAAGGCUUUCAUAAAUUGGGCAUGGACACACUAGCUCAGAAUUAAGAACCUAAACGAAACAUUUAGUAAUCAGACCAAAUGUAUCUUCUGCACGAAGGAGUAAACUUUCAAAGGUUAUAACUAAAGGUAUACUUUCAAA